This is a messenger RNA of Dioscorea cayenensis subsp. rotundata (Guinea yam), 1424 nucleotides long. RefSeq names its product basic leucine zipper 34. NCBI's taxonomy places the organism in Eukaryota, Viridiplantae, Streptophyta, Magnoliopsida, Dioscoreales, Dioscoreaceae. The record is from RefSeq and is a predicted model, not a curated record. The coding region runs from base 214 to 1146 and encodes 310 amino acids. The transcript has 5 exons. Gene Ontology annotation, biological process: regulation of DNA-templated transcription. Gene Ontology annotation, molecular function: DNA-binding transcription factor activity.
CCGAGCCAAGUGCACUGCCGCACGCCUUUCUCUCUAUCGCUCUCUCCGCGCUUCUUCAAAGCCUUCUCCUUUGGGCUUUAACUAUGCUUUUGGCUUCUCCUAUCUAUCAUUUUCUAGCUCUUUCUCGCAUUUGAAGCGGAGCAGAAGCAAAAGGAAGCUAAACAUGAGAAAUUGCAUUGCUUAGAGACAUAGCAAGCCCUAGAUUUCCUGGCAAUGUCGCGUCCUGCCCACCUCCCUCCUCGUUGCCCUUCUCAGAGUAGGUUACCCUCACCCCGAGUGACUGAUUCCUCAUCUCAAUCACCUUUCAGAGAUGACGAGUCACAGCACUCCAAACACCGUAGGUCUCCCUCCCAAGGUUCCACCUUUGAUGACCUCUUGACAAAUUUAGAAGCCACUCCGAGAGGUCUCUUUCUUCGGAGAGCUUCCAGUGAUCCUACAUCCAUUAUGGAGGUGCUUGACAAUCCAAUACUAUCUAUCAGUGUCCCACAACCAUCUGUUAACCAAUCAGAGGACGCCAAGACUGGUUGCGGUUUUGAAGCAGAUUAUGUUUAUGGUCCUAACUCCCCUAGACAGAAGGGAAAGCUCACCCAGUCUGAGAGUUCAAUGGUUUCUGCUUUGUUAGAGACUGUGCCUCAGAAUCCUUUGCAAUAUUUAGCUGUGGAUGUUACUGGUGGUUUAAGAACUGAUGAGUCUGAUAUUAUAAGUGAAGAUCAUAGUGUGGGGGGUGAUUUUGAUUCAGAGAAGGCACGGAGGAGGCACUCUGGACAACGGUCUAGGGUUCGCAAACUUCAGUACAUUGCUGAACUUGAGAAAACUGUGGAUGCAUUGCAGACAUUGGAAGCAGAACUGGCAGCCAAAGUCGAGGCCCUGUCUAAGGACAGAGUUGCGCUCUCUAUUGAAAACAAGAAACUCAAAUGGCAGCUUCUCAACCUUCACCAAGAAAAAAUACGGAAAGAUUGUCAAUAUCUUUCUUUGAAGAAUGAAGUGGAUAAGUUGAAGAUGGUGUUCGGGAAGCACCGAAGAAGCAAAAGUUCAUCCUUUUUCGAGAUGAGCCCGGUGGAGUCGGAUCCUUUGAUACUUGACAUGGGAAAACUCAGCCUUGCCGGCGGGAACCCGGUACCUUUAAGACAUGGCUUUAAUCACUAACAAAGUUCCGGCUUUACUGAGAGCUGAAAGAAGAAACUAACAACCAUUUCACUUAACUCCUUAGUUAUCCUUUUCUACGUAUUUUUCUAGGAAAUGAAUGCACAUGUAAAUGCUUGCACAGCAUCAAGUGGUGGUAGUAGGCAACAACAAUGAUCAACAAAACGUUCUCAAGAUGCUUGCUAAUGUCUGUUGGAAAAUUAGCAGUUUAUCUUGUUAACUAAUCCACUGUUUUGUGUCAAAACAUUACUGUUUUUAACCUCUGCUUAGUUUUCUGUCUA